CUUGACCCUAAGGCCCAGAUAAUGCUUCUUCUUGGAAGAGAUAUCCUACGGGUCCACAAAGCAAGGGACCAGAUAAAUGGUCCUCACAAUGCACCUUAUGCUCAGAAGCUAGACCUUGGAUGGGUCAUCAUAGGUGAUGUAUGCCUGGGAGAUGUACACAGGCCAACCAACAUCAACACUCUGUAUACUAACACAUUAGAGAAUGGCCGCCCUUCUCUUUUUCAACCAUGUCCAAAUCGCUUUCUGAUUAAAGAGAUUCAGAAUAACGCUUAUCUAACCAACCUCUUAGGAGAGAGCUAUCCCUGCGCUAAGGAUGAUGAUCAUUUGGGUUGCAACGUGUUCCAGAGAUCCAAAAAUGACAAUCAACUUUCCCUUUCCAUAGAGGACAAAAUCUUCCUGGAAAUCAUGGAUCAAGGUCCAGACCUCAACAACAAACUCUUGGGGGUACUCAUACGUUUCCGCAAAGACCCUAUUGCCUUUAUAGCAGACAUCCAGCAAAUGUUCCACAGCUUUCUUGUGAGAGAAGAUCAUAGGAACUUCUUGAGAUUCUUCUGGUUCAGAGACAAUGAUCCAGCGAAAGAUGUCCUAGAGUACCGCAUGAAAGUGCAUGUGUUUGGAAACAGCCCUUCCCCUGCAGUGGCCAUAUAUGGGCUCAGACGGUCUGCCCAGGAAGGAGAAGUUGACUAUGGCAGAGAUGUCACACAAUUUGUUGAGAGAGACUUUUAUGUAGAUGAUGGUCUGAAAUCAUCACCCUCUGAGGAGACAGCAAUCAGUCUGCUUAAGAGAACACAAGACAUGCUAGCCUGUUCCAACCUCAGACUGCACAAAAUAGCCUCCAACAGCAUAGAGGUAAUGAAAGCCUUCCCUUCCCAAGACCAUGCUAAUGAUUUAAGAGACCUAGAUUUGGGUACAGACACAUUACCUGUACAACGCAGCCUUGGCCUAAACUGGGACUUGAAAUCUGACACAUUUACAUUUCAAGUGAACAAGGAUGAGAAACCCUUCACUCGCAGAGGAGUCUUAUCUACAGUAAAUAGUUUGUAUGACCCUCUAGGAUUUGCAGCUCCAGUGACUGUUCAAGGCAAAGCUCUACUACGAGAACUAACUGUGGAAUCUUGUGACUGGGAUUCCCCACUCCCAGCAGCAAAGGAACAAGUCUGGAUAGAAUGGAGAGACUCUUUAGGAGCAUUGUCUAGCAUUCAAAUUCCAAGGCAAUACACUUGUACUCCUGCUGCAGGAAUAAAAGAAAGGAAGCUUUGUAUAUUUUCCGAUGCUUCAACCGAAGCAGUAGCUGCUGUUGCCUACCUUAAGACUGUAGAUUGCAAAGGACAGUGCCACAUUGGAUUCAUUAUGGGUAAAGCAAAACUAACUCCACAACCUGAGCACACUAUACCCAGAUUAGAGCUAUGUGCAGCUGUGUUAGCAGUGGAAAUGGCUGAACUCAUCACUUCAGAAAUUGAUCUUCAACUAAGUGAGGCUGAAUUCUACACAGAUAGCAAGGUAGUGUUGGGCUACAUCUGCAAUGAGACCAGACGAUUCUAUGUCUAUGUAAGCAACAGAAUUCUGCGCAUACGGAGAUCAACACACCCAAAACAAUGGCACUAUGUACCUUCUGAGAAAAAUCCAGCAGAUCAUGCAACAAGAGCUGUACCCGCAGCUUGUUUAAAACAAACCUCCUGGUUUACAGGGCCUUCUUUCCUGUAUUCAUCUGAACAGAAUGACCCUGCUGAUGGGUAUGAACUAAUUGAUACAACAUCUGAUCCAGAGAUUCGUCCACAAGUAUCUACACUCUGCACUGAUACUUCAAGUAUGCACCUUGGGUCUCAUCGCUUCAAGAGGUUCUCCACUUGGAAGUCUCUAGUCAGAUCUAUUACCUGUCUGCUUCAUAUAGUGAAGUUCUUCAAGAAGGGUUUCCCUUCAACAUCCAACUGCAAAGGCUGGCACUACUGUCAAAGGGCACAUACCGUUGAUGAACUUGAGCAAGCCAGAAACAUCAGUCUUCUAAGUGUACAGCAGGAAACAUAUGCUAAAGAGCUUGAGUGUAUCAAAAGCAAAAAGGCUAUUUCCAAAGACAGUGUGUUAAAGAAACUUGACCCAUUUAUUGAUGAAAAUGGCUUACUGAGAGUUGGUGGUCGCAUCAUGAAAGCUACACUUGAACAAGAAGAGAAAAACCCACUGAUAAUUCCCAGCAAUCAUCACAUUGCAUCUUUACUUGUUCUACAUUAUCACCAACAGACAAGACACCAAGGACGUCUGUUUACAGAAGGUGCCCUGCGUGCAGCAGGAUUCUGGAUAGUUGGAGCAAAGAAACUUGUAAGUAGUGUUAUCUUCAAAUGUGUCACUUGCAGGAAACUUCGUGGCAUGUUUCAGACUCAGAAAAUGGCUAAUCUGCCAGCAGACAGACUUAGUACUGAACCUCCAUUUACAAAUGUUGGCCUUGAUGUAUUUGGCCCCUGGUCUGUGACUUCACGCCAUACUAGAGGGGGUCACGCUAAUAGCAAACGCUGGGCAGUAAUGUUUACUUGUUUGAGUAUCCGGGCAGUACACAUAGAGGUUAUUGAAUCCAUGGAUACUUCCAGUUUUGUCAAUGCUCUCAGGAGAUUCAUAUCAAUUCGAGGGCCAGUGAAAAACAUUUACUCUGAUAGAGGGACUAAUUUUGUGGGAGCCUGUAAAGAGCUAAACAUUCCUUCAAACAUUGACAAAAAUCUUGUUGAAAAAUACUUGUCUGACCAAGGUUGUGCAUGGACAUUCAACCCUACUCAUUCUUCCCACAUGGGAGGUGCUUGGGAAAGGAUGAUAGGAAUAGCACGCAGAAUUCUUGAUUCUAUGUUCUUACAGGAAGGGUCAACAAGGCUUACUCAUGAGACUCUCACUACUUUCAUGGCAGAAGUAGCAGCCAUUAUGAAUGCCAGACCUUUGACCUCUGUAUCCAAUGACCCUGAGGAUCCCUUCAUACUUACUCCAUCCACCUUGCUUACUCAAAAGGUCAGUACCAUCAAAGCUCCUCCUGGUGAGUUUGAUACCAAAGACUUAUAUAAGCGCCAGUGGAGACAAGUUCAAAGUCUUGCUAAUACCUUUUGGGACAAAUGGAAGAAGCAGUACAUCUUCACCUUACAGUCUAGGAAUAAGUGGCAGUCUGACAAACAGAACAUUGAACCUGGCAACAUUGUUCUCAUGAAAGACUCUCAGAUCAAGAGAAAUGAGUGGCCUCUAGGACUUAUCACCAGAGUUUUCCCAAGUGAGGAUGGAAAAGUCCGGAAAGUGGAGGUCAAGGUUGUAAGGCAGAAUGAGACUAAACUUUUCCUUAGACCUAUAUCUGAACUAAUCCUAUUGCUUUCUUCCACAGAACUUUCAAAUGGGUGAUAUCUUACAGUAUCAGACGGGGAGUGUUAUGCCUCCAGCACUGUUUUAUUGUUUUAUUGCACCACCUUGUGGUUUCUUGAGGUAUAUGUUUUGAUUGU
Xenopus tropicalis (tropical clawed frog) is the source of this 3461-nucleotide messenger RNA. RefSeq lists its product as uncharacterized. Gene Ontology annotation, molecular function: hydrolase activity; nucleic acid binding; nuclease activity. The transcript is spliced from 2 exons. Bases 22 to 3363 code for a protein of 1113 amino acids. NCBI's taxonomy places the organism in Eukaryota, Metazoa, Chordata, Amphibia, Anura, Pipidae. The record is from RefSeq and is a predicted model, not a curated record. Gene Ontology annotation, biological process: DNA transposition; DNA integration; DNA recombination.